Magallana angulata is the source of this 637-nucleotide messenger RNA. RefSeq names its product perlucin-like protein. NCBI's taxonomy places the organism in Eukaryota, Metazoa, Mollusca, Bivalvia, Ostreida, Ostreidae. Gene Ontology annotation, molecular function: signaling receptor activity. The record is from RefSeq and is a predicted model, not a curated record. The coding region runs from base 67 to 534 and encodes 155 amino acids. The transcript has 6 exons.
CAAAUAUAAGAUUUACAUUGGUCACGACUAGCACUGACCUGUAGAUCAUUGAGGAAAUUCACAGAUAUGAGGAUAGGCAUUCUUAUUUCUUUCGCGUGUUUUAUAACAAUAGGGACUGCUUGCCCGGUAGGUUGGACACCCUACAAAGAUUCCUGUUAUCAUGUGUCGCCUGAAAACGAAUCGUGGAUAAAUGCUAUGAAAAUGUGUGAGGUGCAUGGAUCCUAUCUAGCUGAUAUUUUGGAUGCAGAGGAAAACAGAUUUAUAGUUUCCUUGAUGCACCAUACUCAAAAUAUUACAUUGUACUCCUUUUGGAUUGGUGGGUCUGAUUGGACAGUUGAAGGUAAGUGGGUAUGGGAGCCCCUUGGAAUCAAAUUUAACUAUACCAACUUUGCCGAUGGAAGGCCUAACAACUACCAUGGUGAAAAUUGCCUGUCAAUUAGAGCGCAAAACCACCAAUGGGAUGACGAUGACUGUGACGAACAGCGCCGAUAUCUUUGCGAGAAAAGAUCAUUGGUUACCAGCAUCCUGGGAUAAUCAAUUGUCUAUCUCCUUCCUGUGUUGUAUAUGUUUACUUGAAAUGGAUCAGUUUGAUAUCGUUGGAUACUUUUUGUUAAUAAAACUAUAUUGUACAUUGUCA